Eucalyptus grandis is the source of this 792-nucleotide messenger RNA. RefSeq names its product disease resistance protein RPV1-like. Bases 31 to 792 code for a protein of 253 amino acids. Lineage: Eukaryota; Viridiplantae; Streptophyta; Magnoliopsida; Myrtales; Myrtaceae. The record is from RefSeq and is a predicted model, not a curated record. The transcript is spliced from 2 exons. Gene Ontology annotation, molecular function: protein binding.
AGACAUCAACAAUUAUCUCCAAGAGCUAAGAUGGCUUUCUUGGCACUCUCCUCCUCUAGAUUGUACAAUGGCCCAUUUGCACUUAAACAAUCUAGUAUUUUUGAACUUUCAUACAAUAAAAAAACAGAAAGCUGGGGUGGAUGGAACAUUUUGAAGAUGGAAAACAGAUUGAAAGUUCUUUCUCUCUCCAAUUGUAAUGGAGUGAAACAGAUUCCAGACUUUUCUGGAUGCGUGAGUUUGGAGAUACUAUCUCUUGCUCAUUGUGUAUCCUUGCAGGAAGUUGACUCCUCUAUUGGGAAACUAAAAGAUCUUACUCACUUGCAAAUUAUUUCUUGCUUGAAUCUUCGAAAUUUGCCUAAAGAGAUUGGAGGACUAGUGAAUCUGAAGCACUUUUCUAUCAGGCGGUGCUCCAAAAUCAAGAAACUUCCAGACAUCAGGAAAUUAGCAUCAUUGUCGAAGUUGGAUAUAUCACAUACAAAAAUUACAAUUUUACCCGAUUCUAUUGGCAAUGCAAAGAACCUAUCAUCCCUUGAUCUAUUGGGGACGUCAAUUGCGGAACUUCCAAUUUCUAUUGGAGAGCUCACGCAACUCGAAUUCCUUUCACUCUGUGGUUGUCAUAAUUUUGUGGAGCUUCCAGAAUCAAUAGGUUAUUUGACAAAAUUACAAAUGUUGGAUCUCUCGGGGACAAAAAUUAUUGAGUUACCUAAUUCGAUAAAGAAUCUCAAGCGGUUGAGGGUGAUGAGGAUGGCAUCUUGUCAAUACGAGGUUGCCGGCCCGGUAUUGGAAUGCUAG